Molecule: messenger RNA, 1135 nt
Organism: Rosa chinensis
Lineage: Eukaryota; Viridiplantae; Streptophyta; Magnoliopsida; Rosales; Rosaceae
Exons: 5
Coding region: 196-945 (249 amino acids)
Source: RefSeq, a predicted model, not a curated record
CACAGCACCAUGGUUCCUUCUCGGAGAAGGAAUGGUGAUGGACUCGAAUAAUGUCGCGGAAACGCUGCUAUAUUUACAAACCUUGGAAGAGCAGGAAACCUCAACAACAGCCACCACUAUACUUCUUGGGGCUUUUAAGUUUCUCACCACCACAAUCAACCCAGAGCAGCAGUGUCCUUCAACCAAGAAGCAGCCAUGUCAGGCGUGCAGCUACUUGACUCGGUGCAGCAAUCGCUGGAUCGAAUAUGCGACCUUAAAAACCAACCACAGCCGAACGACGGCAUCAGAAGAAAGCUUGCAUUGCUGACCGAGCAAGACGCCCUCUACGUGCUAAACCAAAUUUACAACAGCAAAACUCCCAUCAGAACCCUCAAUGGAUUCAUCUCUUUCAUGAUCAAGGAACUAGAAAAUGAAUCUUCUUCGUCUUCUUCAAGAGCAGUGUGGACCCCUCAGAGUCCCUCUGCUUCUUCUUCUUCUUCUUCUUCUUCUUCUUCAUUUACUAGUCCUCCACGGCCUGAUCAUUCUCAAGGUGAGAAAAUCCAGUGUGGUUCUCCUGUUAAUCGACAGCCACUCUAUUCUUCAGCUUCUCCUUCUCAAGUUUCCCCGACUUCUUCUUAUCAGAGCCAUUCCUCUCCUACUAUUACUGAUGCAUCAUUUUAUUCCAGUUCUCAGCCUCAGGAUGAGACUCCCAACCCAUCCCCCGGGACAGUGUGCAAUGGACAAUCACCCUAUUCCUUCCCUUCUCUCUAUCAAAUCCUAUCUGCUCCUUUUAAUACUCUUAGACAACUCUAUGAGUGGUUCCGAGGUAUUUGUAUUUCUCCUUUUCAAACCCUAUCUGCCUCUCCUGUUACUCCUGUUCAACUUUAUCAGAGCUUUCAAGAUCAGACUUUCAAUACUUUUUUCAAUGCUUUGCGUUUUGAUCAAUGGUGGUUUAUGUUACCUUAAACCAAUUGUCUCCGUGAAAGUCUGAGUGCGUGUUGAUACAGGUGAGACUGUCACUCACUCCCCAGUUCUUUACCAUCCUGGAGACCAUGGACCAGCACACUUAGAAGCUCUGGGAGAACUCGAUUUCAGAAAGCAAUUUCUGAUUUUGAGUUAUGCUGGAGGAACGAAGUUAAAAGAUGUAAUAGAAGCG